Molecule: messenger RNA, 2373 nt
Organism: Owenia fusiformis
Lineage: Eukaryota; Metazoa; Annelida; Polychaeta; Sabellida; Oweniidae
Source: the annotation of a GenBank genome assembly
AUGAUAUUGAAUCAUAGCAAAAGUAGAUCAAAGAUAAGAGCUGAUAAGGUUUAUAAACAUCCGUAAGUUAGGUUAAAUAUGCGUUUAUUUUAAGGUGUUCGGUAGAGGAUUGAGGUGAAAAUUUCAGCAUGUUGAAAGUAGUCAUAUUAUUAGCUUGUCUAGCAAAAACAUAUUCAAAUACCGUUCCACCACUUAUUCUAGAACAACCACCUCAGGAAGUUGCUUUCAAAACAGAUGAGCGUAUAGAACUGAGGUGUAUAGCCUCAGGGUCUCCCCAACCACAGUACAAGUGGCUAUUGGACGAUAACUAUUUUGAUGCUAGUGGUAUUGAUGGGCGUAUUACCCAACAACCAGGUUCUGGAACUCUGAUCUUCAAUACGCCCAUUGAGAAAGAUGAGGGCACAUACCAAUGUAUCGCAGAGAAUCAAUAUGGGAAAUCUCUAAGUCAGAAAAUAGUUUUUAGAGUUGCAGUACUAGAAAGGUUUCCCCAGCGGGAUAACCCAAUAGUAUACAGGCCAUAUGUUGGAAGCCCCCUGACAUUAAACUGUGUUCCCCCACGCAGUUAUCCAUCCUCGGAGGUAUCCUGGUCCAUAGUAGAGCCAGGAGACAGGCUUGAACCGCUCAAUACCACAUCAAGAAUAACAAUGGAUCAUUCAGGAAGGCUACACUUUGCCAAUGUUCUUCAAAAGGAUCGUCGGGAUGGAAACAAAUAUGUCUGUACUGUGCACAAUAAAUUCAUCGAAGCUUUUGUUCAUGGAGAAGAUGCCAUCAUUGAGCCAAUGGGGGAUACGAUUCAAUCACGAAGUGCAAGUCUUCGUUGGGCUUCUCCAACAGCUCAAGUGGCUCUCUUGGGGACAACCCAUAGAGCGAAAUGUAUCUUUUCUGGGAUGCCUACCCCAAACACUACGUGGGAUCGUCUGGAAGGCAAAGUAAUGCCCCCAAGAUCCAGAUUGGACAGUUUUGGUCAAGAACUUGUCUUAGAAAAUGUACAAUAUGAUGAUGCUGGGCAGUAUGAGUGUUCUGGGGAAAAUACUGAUAUUCCAUUCAGAAAAUCUUUCGAAUUGGUUGUGGAAGCUAAACCAUAUUGGCGUAGUCCAGACACCAGACCUAAGAAUAUCCAAGCUAUUGAGGGAGGACAUGCCACAUAUGUGUGUAUAGCUGAUGGUAUACCCACUCCACAGAUAUUCUGGUUCAUCAAUGGUAGACCUGUGUCGCAAUUGGAACCUGACCCCAAUAGACUUGUUAAUGGAGGUAACAUGACUUUCAUUAACUUGAAGAAGGAUGACACACAAAAUAUCCAGUGUAAUACUACUAACAAGCAUGGCUAUUUGUGGGCAGAUUCAUACCUAAAUGUUCUGGCCAUGCACUUAACAUAGGCAUGCACUUAAGGGCAUAGGCAUACACAUGAACAUGCACUUAUAACAUUUGAACAAUGACCCGAAUUCACAAUAAAUAACGCCAUUCGUGCAUUGAUGAUUAUGUGUGAUGUAAUAUGGAAUCUAUUAUUAAAGCUUGACCCUUUAAUGAAUCGCAAUAUUUGGACAUAUACUUUUACAUCUUCAUCCAACUUACAAGAUCAUUAAUGCUAUAUUACAUGUAUUUAGUUAACAGAAGUACACAAUGUUUUUUUCUGCAAAAAUGCACUUCCCGCUAAGCCGGUUGAUCUUCAUAUCCACUAUCAAAUUUAACGCAUCUAUAUUUUAAACCAACUGUAAUGAACCUCGAAAACAAGUUCCAACUAUAGUCUCAGCUGUAUUGGCUAGGUCUUUAUGGGUCAGGGCUUCAGCUUUGGAGUUUGGAGCAGACGAUGCCCAGUUAGAUUCCUGCACGAGACAUCAACUUUACCACACUGAUUGAAUAUUUAUUCCACUAUGUUUCUGUUUAAGAGUUAUGUUUUUAACCAUGCUUUGACUUUAGAAUUUCAAAUAGUAUAUAUCAUGUUAAUUUAUAUAAAUGUUACUUCGUAAUAAUUUCAUUUUGUGACGGUAUGCUAUAUGAUUACAAAACAAAUUGUAUUAAAAUAAUCGACCAGGGUGUAUCAUUUCAUUGCAUAUAACUAGAUGUUCCAUUCAAGGUCAAUUAUUAACGUUUUCGAAACAUCAUAAUUUCUCAUAUUACAUCAUAGAUUACUUUUAUAUUUGUCAGAAAAGUCCGUGUAGAAGGAACCUUGCCUGUUAAUUAUGACAUCAUUUUCUACGUUAAGAUUUUGAAAAUGGGCAAUUUAAAUGACUGAAAAAUCUUUCUGACAUUUUUAUAACAUUUCUAUUUCUUUAUGUUUGUUAUAUGGUGUUUGUAACAUAUACAUCAGCUGUAUAGUUUAUACAAUACGUAAUAUACAUUUAUUUCAUACAUACAGUAGCUAAUUAGAUAAAA